AUGGCGGGCGGCGCGGGCUGGGCGGGCGCCCCCGCGGCUCUGCUGCGCUCCGUGCGCCGCCUGCGCGAAGUGUUCGAGGUGUGCGGCCGCGACCCCGACGGCUUUCUACGCGUGGAGCGCGUCGCGGCGCUCGGCCUGCGCUUCGGCCAAGGCGAGGAGGUGGAAAAACUUGUGAGGUGUUUGGAUCCCAAUGACCUGGGGAGAAUCAACUUCAAGGAUUUUUGCCGCGGAGUAUUCGCCAUGAAAGGGUGUGAGGAACUGCUGAAGGACGUGCUGUCGGUGGAGAGUGCAGGGACUCUGCCAUGUUCUCCAGACAUCCCAGACUGUGUGGAGCAGGGCAGCGAAAUCUCUGGCUCCACCUUUGCUGAUGGCGAGCUCCUCCCCAGGGAACCCGGCUUCUUCCAGGAAGACGAGGAGGAAGCGAUGACAUUGGCUCUGCCUGAGGGACCCCAGGAGUUAGACAUGGACAGCCCCAUGGAGAGCAGCCAGGGCCUGGAGGGAUCUGUCAGGAGUGCUGGCGAGGAGAAGGAGCCUGAGUUGGGGGGCCUGUUCCUGCCAGAGGACAAGUCCCCCGUCCUCACUCCAUCCGUGACCACAUCAGACCUUUCCACUCACUCCACCGCCUCUCUCAUCAGCAACGAGGAACAAUUUGAAGACUACGGAGAGGGGGUUGACGUGGACUGUGCCCCCAGCAGCCCCUGCCCUGACGACGAGGCCAGAACCAAUGUCUACUCCGACCUGGGAUCUUCAGUGUCGUCCAGUGCGGGGCAGACCCCAAGGAAGAUGCGGCACGCCUACAACAGCGAGCUGCUGGAUGUGUACUGCUCCCAGUGCUGCAAGAAGAUCAACCUACUGAAUGACCUGGAGGCCCGGCUGAAAACCCUGAAGGCCAACAGUCCUAACCGGAAAAUCUCAAGCACAGCUUUCGGACGGCAGCUCAUGCAUAGCAGUAACCUCAGCAGCAGUAACGGCAGCACUGAGGACCUGUUCCGAGACAGCAUCGACUCCUGUGACAAUGACAUCACAGAGAAGGUGAGUUUUCUGGAAAAAAAGGUGACGGAGCUGGAGAACGACAGCCUGAGCAGCGGGGACCUGAAGAGCAAGCUGAAGCAGGAGAAUACACAGCUGGUGCACAGGGUGCAUGAGCUCGAGGAGAUGGUCAAGGAUCAGGAGACCACAGCCGAGCAGGCCCUGGAGGAAGAGGCCCGGCGACACCGGGAGGUCUACUGUAAGCUGGAGAGAGAGAAGAGCAUUGAGCUGGAGCUGCUGAACACCAGGGUGCAGCAGUUAGAAGAAGAAAAUACUGACCUGAGAACGACAGUGACCCGACUCAAGUCACAGACAGAGAAACUGGAUGAGGAGCGGCAGCGCAUGUCUGACCGGCUUGAGGACACGAGCUUGAGACUCAAGGAUGAGAUGGACCUUUACAAGCGCAUGAUGGACAAGCUGCGCCAGAACCGCCUGGAGUUCCAGAAGGAGCGGGAGGCGACGCAGGAGCUCAUCGAGGAUCUGCGGCGGGAGCUGGAACACCUGCAGAUGUACAAGCUGGACUGUGAGCGGCCGGGGAGGGGCCGCAGCGCGUCCGGCCUUGGCGAGUUCAGUGCCAGAGCCCGAGAGGUGGAGCUUGAGCAUGAGGUCAAGCGCCUGAAGCAGGAGAACCACAAGCUGCGAGAUCAGAACGACGACUUGAACGGGCAGAUCCUGAGCCUCAGCCUCUACGAGGCGAAGAACCUCUUUGCCACCCAGACCAAAGCCCAGUCCCUGGCUGCAGAAAUCGACACAGCAUCUCGCGAUGAGCUCAUGGAAGCCCUGAAGGAGCAGGAGGAGAUCAACUUCCGACUGCGGCAAUACAUGGACAAGAUUAUCCUGGCUAUCCUGGACCACAACCCCUCCAUCCUGGAGAUCAAACACUGAGCCACAGCUGGCUACAGAGCGGCCGUUGGACCUGGGGCCUAGGGGCAGGCCUGCCUGAGGAUGAAGAUGCAGGCCGGACCCCACACUUGCUCUGUAAAUGUACCUCCGACCA
Acomys russatus (golden spiny mouse) is the source of this 2026-nucleotide messenger RNA. RefSeq names its product RAB11 family interacting protein 4 (gene Rab11fip4). Bases 1 to 1914 code for a protein of 637 amino acids. Gene Ontology annotation, molecular function: calcium ion binding. Lineage: Eukaryota; Metazoa; Chordata; Mammalia; Rodentia; Muridae. Gene Ontology annotation, biological process: endocytic recycling; regulation of cytokinesis. The record is from RefSeq and is a predicted model, not a curated record. The transcript has 15 exons. Gene Ontology annotation, cellular component: midbody; recycling endosome membrane; cleavage furrow.